AUGUGCUAUAGCAGGGACUUCAUUGCACAGAAGUUCAUCCUUCCCAAAGGAGAUUACCUCCUGUUAUGCGGUUAUAGAAGCUCGCAAGAAGGGAUGGUGUGCCGCCUUGUUCCUUACUAUCUUUAUGACCAGGCAGUUGAACCUCUGAAAGAAUUUUUCAUUGAUACACAUCGAAUAAUUCUUUGUCUUACGGGAGAUGUACGGCUUUAUACCGGCGGUCAUCCGUUUGUCUUCGGCUCCACUAUGACAUUCCUUCUCUAUAGAGACAAUCCGUUGUCUAUGGUCCACUAUAUCAAUUAUACACUACAAAUUGACAUAGGCAGUGCAUUGCAGGACAACGAGCGGUACAUCACUCCAAAGUAUGCCCGCAUGAGAACAUUUACGUUGCCACAACAUCCCGAGUGGAUUCCAUGGUUCAGCUCUAUUCCCAAUCUCUUCAACACAGGACGGUUUGUUCUACUCUGGGAAGAGCCGAAACGGAACUAUUCACGAAGGCGUAAAGGAAGAACCACUGUAUUUUUACUCGAUCUACGAACUACAAAUAUGCACGUGAUUCACACAUCUUUACUCAAGAAGGAUUUCGUAUGCAUACACCCAAGUGGAGCAGUGCACACCUUCAUUCAAACGAUAUCCGGAAUGAAGAUGAAGACGGAUAACCUGCGUUUCCGAGUUCAAUCGCUGGAAAAACUUUGUCAACAAGAACUCAUCCGAUCCACUUCCAAGGACACCCACGCCCUCCUCAAACUUUCUUGUUUUACUUUCUCUAGGAACUUGUACAGUUAUUAUUAG
Molecule: messenger RNA, 789 nt
Organism: Cooperia oncophora
Lineage: Eukaryota; Metazoa; Nematoda; Chromadorea; Rhabditida; Trichostrongylidae
Source: the annotation of a GenBank genome assembly